This is a messenger RNA of Scophthalmus maximus (turbot), 3045 nucleotides long. RefSeq names its product CSC1-like protein 2. NCBI's taxonomy places the organism in Eukaryota, Metazoa, Chordata, Actinopteri, Pleuronectiformes, Scophthalmidae. The record is from RefSeq and is a predicted model, not a curated record. The transcript has 23 exons. Bases 411 to 2855 code for a protein of 814 amino acids. Gene Ontology annotation, cellular component: plasma membrane. Gene Ontology annotation, molecular function: calcium-activated cation channel activity.
UGGGUUCAUAAGGGACGAGGAGUGAAGGGAUCGAUCGUAACUCGUCGGCCAGAGUUAAUCAAAGCAAAGCAAACUUCCCUGUUCGCAACAAUUAGGCUGUUUAAUGCAAGUCAGUGACUUUUAGUUCGAAUCUCGGCUUGGCAAGUGAAGCCACGCCACAAAUCAGUUAACACCCUGCAGACUGGACUACAAACUGGAGGAAACAAUUGAGUUCCGUUAAUAAGUAAAAAGCUGCUACUUGGCUGUCGUGAUGAGAAGCCCUCUUGUCUCCUGGUUCUCCUGUGGCACGUCAGCUCGCCCCUGCUUGGCCAAGUCAUCAGCUCAGAGCUGAGAUGAUUCACUGGUGCACCAACUAGUGGACGGACAGAAUAUUUAGACAACAAAAAAAAAGCAAGGCAAGCUAUUUGAAGAUGUGGUCGAUCUUGAACGAGACGUCCGACCCCAGCCCCGAGAAGAAUAUAAGCUGCUUCGCGCGCAACACUGUACUCAGGGGACUUCCCUUCGGGGGAGUGCCAGUUGUGCUGGUGCUCGACUUUCUUGUCUUCCUGGUGCUCCUGGUCAUCUUCUGUAUGAUCAGGAAGAAGUUUUGGGACUAUGGGCGUAUAGCUCUGGUUGCCGACCAGGAAGGCUCCUCAGAGGCAAAACACAGUCGCCAUGGACAAAUGCCAUCCCCCAGGCAUUCUAAUGAUGACAUCAAGUUUGAAAAGGGAUUCUGCUCUUGGCUGCCUUACGUCAUCAGGAUGACUGAUGAAAAAAUUAAAGCCAAAUGUGGCAUGGACGCUGUCCACUACCUAUCCUUUCAGCGCCAUCUGAUCUUCUUGCUGUUCAUCAUGGCUGUGGCCUCCCUGACAGUCAUUCUGCCCCUCAACCUGAGUGGAGACCUCCUGGGUGAUGAGGCCAGGGAUUUUGGAAGGACAACUAUUGGAAAUCUGCCAAUUGGAUACAACCUUCUGUGGCUGCACACAGUGUUUGCAGUUCUCUACCUGGUCCUGGCAGUUAUUCUGCUGCGACGUCACACAUCACGAAUGAAAAUCAUAAGCAAAGAUAUGGCAAAUACCAGAAAGACCUUAUUAGUGUGUUCGGUUCCCGAGACGGCAACAGAAGAAUCUGUGAGACUCCAUUUCUUAGAGGCGUACCCGGCCUGUCAGGUGACUGACGUGACCCUGGGCUUUGACGUGGCCCAGCUCAUGCAUCUUGAUAGCGAAAGGAUAAAAGCUGGAAAAAACCUGCACUACUACGAGUGUGUCCUGGACCACACAGGACGGCGCGAGAUGAUUAACGCCUGUUUGGGUGGGCACCUAAUUUGCUGCGCCAACUCUGAGAAGGUUGACGCCAUAACGUACUACAGAACUAAGGAACAAGACCUGCUGAUGGAGUUCACAAAGCAGGUAGAACUGGUGCCACAGCGCCCCCUGGGGAUCGCCUUCGUGACCCUGCUGAACGAGGACAUGGCCAAGUUAAUUCUGAAAGACUUCAAUGCAUUCAAGUUUGGCGGAAUACGCAGCUGCUGUCGGAAGGAGCCCCAGCUUUCAUCCAGGAGUAUAGCUCUGACGGUGAACAGGUGGAGGAUCAGCAUUUCACCUCAUCCCAAAAAUUUGUACUGGGAAAAUAUGUCAGUGCCGGGUUGUUUCUGGUUCAUACGCUACGUGAUCAUCAACCUCCUGCUCUCCUUCCUGCUCACCUUCCUCACCACCCCCACCAUCAUUUUAAACACCAUGGACAUGUUAGACGUGACCAAGCCCAUCGAACACCUCAACAGCCCCAUUAUCAGUCAGUUCUUCCCCACCCUCCUGCUGAUGACCUUCUCUUCGUUGCUACCCACCAUAGUCUAUUAUUCUACGCUAGUAGAAAAGCACUGGAGCAGGUCCAGUCAGCAGCGGAACAUGAUGCGUAAGCUCUACUUCUUCCUGCUCUUCAUGGUGCUUAUCCUCCCCUCACUAGGACUCACCAGGCCAAGUGCUGCAUUUUCAUCAAGUUGGAUUCAUGGGGAACCGUGCCAAACAAUCUUUUCUCCUCUUCUCAGCCUUUCAGUGUUUUUCCGCUGGCUGUUUGAUCACACGUUUAUCUUAAUGAGGUUUGAGUGUGUGUUUUUACCUGACCGAGGGGCGUUUUUUGUGAACUAUGUGAUCGCAGCGGCCCUGGUGGGCUCUGCGAUGGAGUUGCUGCGGUUGCCGGGGCUACUGCUGUACACCGUUCGUUUGACGUGUGCACGUUCUGCCGCGGAGAGGAAAAAUAUCAAACAGAACCAGGCCUAUGAAUUUCAGUAUGGAGCCCAGUAUGCCGGGACCCUCUGUGUGUACACUGUCAUUGUGUCUUACAGCAUCGCUUGUCCCAUCAUUAUGCCUUUCGGUCUCAUGUACAUGCUGCUGAGGCACGUGGUGGACAAACACAACAUGUACUUUGCCUACCUGCCCGCCCGCCUCGACCGCAAGGUCCACGUGGGAGCCGUCAAUCUAGCUCUGGCCGCACCCAUCAUGUGCCUCAUAUGGCUCUACUUUUUUUCCGUCCUCAGAGCAGGCUUGAGGGCCUCCACGUCUCUUUUCACCCUGGUGGUCCUGUGCAUCACUGUCUUCAUCUGCCUCAGCUACACCUUCGGCAUUUUAAAAGUCUUCAGCCCACACAACUAUGCGGAGAAAGAGGAGGACGAAGAUGCAGCAGAGUUAGUGGAAGAAGACACAGAGGUCUACCUUCCCAGAGUGCUUUAUCACAAAUCACUCGCCAGCACCACACAGGCGGUCCAGUUUGAAGAGUUUCAUGAGGAGUCAGGCGGCAGCCUGACCCGCAGCUUCAGUCCAGAGGAGGAACCUUCAGAGUUGAGCGAAUCAGAGACGACCGAAUCAGAGUCGACGCUUUAGAGUCAGAAUUCUUUCUGAUGUCUGAUUGUCAAUCUGCUUCCUCAACAAUGUUUUCAGUUCUGGUCUCUCUACUCUCCCCCUUCUUUACCAUUUCUCUCCUCUCACCCCAAGCGAUGUAUAUACAUACAUAGACAGACCAGAUUAACACACAGGAAAAUGCAAGACAAUAAAAUAAACUCUUAUCUCUGAA